Molecule: messenger RNA, 926 nt
Organism: Nerophis ophidion (straightnose pipefish)
Lineage: Eukaryota; Metazoa; Chordata; Actinopteri; Syngnathiformes; Syngnathidae
Product: zona pellucida-like domain-containing protein 1
Exons: 5
Coding region: 1-459 (152 amino acids)
Cellular component (GO): cell surface
Source: RefSeq, a predicted model, not a curated record
AUGAGAUGUUCAGUAGACCAGCGGGCGUCCAUUGAUACCAACGGACUCUCCAGCGUGGCCCGUUUUGACUUUGAGGCCUUCCGCUUCGUUCAGCACCAGGACCAGGCCAAGUCCAGCAUCUACUUGCACUGCAUCCUCAGACUCUGCGAGCCCACCAAAUGCCAAGAACUGCUGGACGCUUGUGGCAACAGAAAAAAAAGGUCCUUGGCUCCUUUUGGACAAGAGGGCAGCGACUCUGCCACCGUUUCCGUCGGACCUCUAUACACCACCGGAGAAGACAGGCCCGUCGCCGCUUCCUACAGUACGAGUGACACCGCGGCGUCAGAGGAGCGCGACACGGACGUGACCGGCCUGGUGGUCGGCGUGGUGUUCGGCACGGCCGCCUCCGCUCUGCUGGUCCUUGGCGGCUGGUUUGUGCUGAAGAAGUUUUAUUUGGCGGGACCUCGGUCCUUCAACUGAGGCUUUGUAAACACUACCUAAACUUUCAUGGGUAUUUUCAGUGCAGACACACUAAAACAUGGAUUUACGUACUUUUGUGUGUUCAUGUAGCAAUUUGUUUAAUAAAAAAACACAAUUUUUCCUUUACAAUUGAACUGAUAGCUGUGCUUGCCACUUAUAUAUUGUUGUCUUACACUUUUUAGUCUCAUUUGCAAGUUUGUCCUUUGUGUGUUGCCAUAAUUUCAAAGUAAAAGAAUGAAAACGAAGAAGAAUGGACCUUAUUGUCAUUACAGAUUAAGGACUCCAGUUUAAGGUGCAGUAGUGGAAACAAAUAUGGGGUAAAAAUAAAAAAGACAACUGACAUAAACAGACUACUAUCCAAGUAGUCUUUCCCGUUAAGUUGCAAGUACCAGUCCUGUGUUUUUGUUGAGUGUUUAAAUAGUGAGUCUUAUUCUGCGUUGUGUAGUUUUUUAAAAAAUAAAAGACAC